GGGUGGGGGGUGGUGGUUGGUGGGCGGAGGAGGAGAGGGUAGACUGUAAAAAGGCAAGGCGAUGGGAAGGAAGAAACUGCACAGGAUGCCACAAGGGAAAACAGCAGAGGAAUUCAGUCCAGUUUAGUUUUGUUUAAAAGAGACAACGAAAAUAGAGCACAAAUUCUGAAGGGGACUGGGGACACCGACAGGAGAAAUGAGCGCACAGUGGAUUGUGAGCUUCCCACUCACUCUGACAUUACUUGUGCUGACAGCUUGCUUGCCUGGAAAUUUACUUCGGGGUGAGCCUGGAGCAAGUCACUGUGACCGGAGAACUCUCAUCACGAGCAAGACUCAAUGUCGCUCCUGCACCUUGAACAAGAGGAUCCAAUGUCCAAACGGUUACACUAAGGUUACGAAUAAUACUGGUACCAAGGACUGCAGGUUUUACAUUCCACUCCGGAUUUACUCCUUGGCUGUGUCUGGCUGUCGUCACACGUGUGUGAAGGAGGUUGUAGAUGUUGAGUGCUGUGCUGGUUAUUGGGGACCUGAUUGUAUGGAAUGCCCAGGAGGAGCAGCAUCCCCUUGUAGAAGGAAAGGAGUGUGCAUCGAUGGUAUGGGAGGGACCGGCAUGUGUAAUUGCAUGGAUGGCUUUGCGGGAGUAGCGUGUGAGAAAUGUGCCAAAGAGACCUCAUACGGACCUGACUGUUCUUCUGAGUGUGAAUGUGUUCAUGGAGACUGCAACAGUGGAAUUGCAGGCGAUGGCACAUGCACGUGUUAUUCAGGCUACACAGGAGCUAAGUGUGAUGAGCCCAUACCUGCUUGUCGGGCAUUACAAUGCCCAGAAAAUACAAGAUGUUCUGAAGAAGCAACAACUGGAAAGUUGGUGUGUGAAUGUUUACCUGGUUAUCAUACCCAAGGGAGCACAAAAUGUGAACCCAUUAAUCCUUGUCUUCAGAAUCCCUGUGGCUCCAAUGCUAUAUGCACCUACCUAGGCCCCAACACUUUCACCUGCACCUGCCAAGAGGGUUACCGUGGUGAUGGCCAGGUCUGCCUACCCAUUGAUCCGUGCCAAAACAAUUAUGGGAACUGCCCGACGAACUCGACAGUUUGUCAUUACGACGGCCCUGGAAAGUCUCAUUGUCAAUGUCAGGAAGGCUAUGAGAAUCUGUUGGCUGGAAUAGGAUGUGAACUGACUGAUGUCUGUAAGAGCAACAACACUUGCGAUAAAAAUGCCAACUGUGCCACGGUUGCCCCAGGACAGAUUGAGUGCAGCUGCAAUGAAGGAUAUACAGGAGAUGGCUCUGUCUGCUAUGGAAGUAUCAUGGAGAGAAUCAAGGACCUGAACACUCAGUCUAGAGGCCCAUGGCAAGGACAACUAACAUCAGCCAUGUUGUUUUUCGGUACCGGUUAUGCAAAGCCACUGACCAAUUUGGGUCCUUUUACUUUAUUUCUACCCACCAACAAAGCCUUUAAAGCAGUUGAUUUAAACAGGAUUUUGGCAGACAAGGACAGAACACAGUACCUUGCAAAGCUGCACAUCAUUGCUGGCCAGCUAAGCAUCGCAGAUUUAAACGUCACCGAUUCAUUUUACACAUUGACUGGGAGAUCAGGAGUGACAAUACUAAGAGAGAAGACUAACCAGCUAAAGCUGCGCAUUUAUGGAAACAGCAAAAAAGCACGGAUCCUAACUGGGAAUGUCAUUGCCUCUAAUGGUCUGCUACACAUUAUUGACAAAGUGAUGGAUGGUAUUGAACCCACAGUCAAAAGCAGCAAGGAGAAAAGCCUAUACACAAUAAUUUCAGAAAAUCGAAAGUUCAAGAGGUUCAUGGAAUUACUGCAGAAAUGUGAUCUUGACCAACUCCUCAAGUCCUCUGGCACAUUUACUGUUUUCGUCCCAAGCAGCAGUGCUCUGGAUGGGAUGAAAGAUGGAAGACUGGAUUACUUGCUUUCAGCAGAGGGCAAACAGAAGCUUAAGGAGUUGGUGAAACAUCACAUUAUCCCUGGAACUGAGCUGGAAGUUUCAAGUCUUCUCUCUUCACCCACCAUCCUGAGCUUAGCAAAUCAACGGGUGACAUUGAAUGUGAGCUACAAUGGGCAGAUUUUGCUGGGGGACCAUGGUGCAGCUAUUGAUGACACAGAUAUACUCGGCAAGAAUGGCAGGAUAUACUCUUUGACUGGUGUCCUAGUUCCUCCAUCCAUCGUCCCAAUCCUUCCACACAGAUGUGAUGACAAAACGUAUAGGGUUACUAAGGGUGCCUGUGGAAGUUGUGCUAAAAUUUUUCUCAGCUCUUGUCCAUCCGGAAUGGCUCCAAUGGACACCUUUAGCCAUGGGUGCUUUUACGUGAGCAAUAUGAUUGGAUUGCAACUGCCAACACAAGGCUGCAGCAGAAACUGCAAUGAAACAGUAAUUAUACCAAAAUGCUGCAGAGGGUUCUAUGGUCCAGACUGCAGACAAUGUCCAGGAGGAUUCCAAAAUCCCUGUUCAGGCAAUGGUCAGUGUGUAGAUGGUUUGGAUGGAAAUGGCACAUGUCUUUGCGAUGACAAAUUCACAGGCUCCAAGUGUCAUCUGUGUUCCCACCCUCACAAAUAUGGACCAAACUGUGACCAAACCUGCCGAUGUGUUCAUGGGAAAUGUGACAACAGCGUGACUGGCAACGGAGCCUGUAAGGUUAACUCCUGCACGUCGAGAUACAGUGGUGUCUUCUGUGAGAGACAGACCAUGCCUUGCGGACCCAGUGUUCAGUUCUGCCAUGCCCAUGCCAACUGCGAAUAUAAGAAUGGGACACUCAGCUGUGUUUGCAAGCCAAACUUUGAAGGUGAUGGAUCCUACUGCGAGGAGGCGAGUGUCUGUCGUCAGCCAGAUCGAGGUGGCUGCAAUCGCAAUGCUGAAUGUAUAACUACGGGAACGGGGUCAUAUUUGUGUCGAUGUUUACCCGGAUGGACAGGAAAUGGCGAGGAUUGUACUGAAAUCAAUAACUGCUUGCUGGAAAGUCGAGGAGGAUGUCACAUCGAUGCGAACUGCAUCUACCUGGGGCCAGGCCAGAGUGACUGUGAGUGCAAGAAGGGUUUCCGUGGUAAUGGCAUAGAAUGUGAGCCGAUAAAUCCUUGUUUGGAAUACAAUGGAGGCUGCCAUUAUCUGGCGACUUGCACAUAUACAUCUCCAGGAAUAAGAAGCUGCACUUGUCAGAAAGGAUACGAUGGUAAUGGUAUAAUCUGUUAUGGAAAUGCAGUGAUGGCUCUCUCCCUCAUUCCAGAUGCAGCUGAAUUUCUCAAGUGGGUGAAUGAUGCUUCUCAAAACAAACUGCUUUCAGAAACUGCCAAUAUCACUCUCCUUGUGCCCACUCAGAAGGCAAUUGAUGGCAUGGAUAGUGACAAACGAGCAUUCUGGCUCAAAGCAGAGCAGCUUCCAAACCUGGUGAAAUAUCAUGUGAUACAGGGAGUGUACAGCCUUACAGAGCUUCUGAAUUGUUCAUCUUAUUCCCUGGCAACAAUCACAUCUGGUGUCAGCUUAUCCCUCACCAAAACAAACAAGAACCCUCUAAUUGGAGGAGCGAACAUUCUCAAUCCUGAUAUUGCUUUAACAAAUGGGGUUAUGCACAUUAUUGAUAAGGUUCUCUUACCUGAUCAGCCAAUGAGUGACGCACCAACCAAUCUACUGUUUACUCUGGACCAGAUGCCUGACUAUUCUCAGUUUAGAACUUUUGUAAUUCAACAGAACUUGACAGAGCAGAUUGAGAGCGCCAGCACUUAUACAGUCUAUGCCCCAAACAACGAAGCCAUUGAGAAGUAUCUCAAGGAGAAAUCAGUUGAUGUAAUGGAUGAAGACCUAAUCAGAUACCACAUCAUUUUGGAUCAAAAGCUAAUGAAAAGUGAUAUGCACAAUGGAAUGCAUCGGGAGACAAUGCUUGGAUUUUCCUUCCAAGUCGGCUUCUUUUGCCGAAAUGAUGAGCUUUCUGUGAAUGAUGCACUAGUCAAUUUCACUGAUGUGGAAACAGACAAAGGUGUAAUCCAUGGACUAACAAAGGUUCUGGAGAUCCAAAAAAAUCGCUGUGACACUAAUGAAACGACAGUGACACAGGGGAAGUGUACAAAUUGUCAAUAUAAACCUGAAUGCCCUCCUGGAUACAGGCCUAUGGUGGGAAAAAAGAAGAACUGCAUCUUUGUGCGAUACCUGCUAGGGAAGAGGUUAAUGUAUCUCGGCUGUCAGACAACCUGUGUAAAAACUGUCAUUACUCGAGAGUGCUGUGCUGGCUACUUUGGAAAACAAUGCCAGGCGUGCCCAGGAAGAUCCACAAAUUGGUGCUUUGGGAAUGGUAUUUGCCAAGAUGGAAUUAAUGGCACAGGUACAUGUGAAUGUGAAGAAGGAUUUACCGGGACAGCAUGUGAGACCUGUAUUGAUGGAGAGUAUGGUAUACAUUGCGAUCAAGAAUGUAGGUGUGUUCACGGUAAAUGCAACAAAGGAAUCAAUGGGGAUGGAACUUGCGAAUGUGAUCUGGGAUGGAAAGGAAUCAACUGCGAUGUUCAAAUCACUAAUGACCAGUGCAAUAAAAGCUGCCAUUCAAGUGCUAACUGCAUCUCUGAAAUAUCUAGCAACCCGUACUGUAAAUGUGCAACUGGCUUCAAAGGCAACGGCACAUUCUGUGAAGCUGUGAACGCCUGUGAGACAAACAAUGGAGGUUGCUCGCCAAAUGCAGACUGCAAAAUAACGCUCCCAGGGAAAAGGGAUUGCCUUUGUCGGACAGGAUACACCGGUGAUGGGCUUAUAUGCAUUGGAAUCAACCCUUGCCUGGAGAAUAAUGGAGGAUGUCACACAAAUGCUGAAUGCACUCAAACUGGACCAAACCAGGCAGCAUGCAACUGUUUGACUGGAUAUCAAGGUGAUGGAAAGACCUGUGAACCAGUGAACCCUUGCCGAGUGGACAAUGGAGGUUGCAGUGAAUUUGCUAGUUGCAAUCACACUGGGCCAAAUGAGCGAGUGUGUAGCUGUGUGACGAGUUACGUCGGUGAUGGGUUUACCUGUAAAGGUACCAUAUACAAGGAGAUGACAAGAAACACAGCAUCUUCCCGUUUUUUCUAUCACCUCCAGCUUAAUGGUAUCACUGAACUGGGUGGUUUGGGCCCUUUCACUGUAUUCGUUCCAAGCAAUGAAGCUUUUAAGAAUGAAGCUAAGAUACCAGACUGGACGGCAAAUGGACAAAUGGCACAGAUCCUCCGUUAUCACAUUGUGGCAUGUAAUCAAGUGCUGUACAAUCAGCUAAUCUCCAAGAAAAGUCUCAUCACUGUUCAUGGAGAAACUAUACAGUUUUCCUAUGUAAAGAACACCUUGUAUCUAAACAAAAACGCCAGGAUAAUAAACAGCGAUAUUAUCAAUGCCAACGGUGUGGUCCAUUUCAUCGACAAGCUACUCUCACCUCAAAACAUGCAGAUCAUUCCAAAGGACGGUGGAAGCUACAAAUAUCUGAACCUCACAUCUCUGGCAGCACAGAACGGAUAUUCCAUCUUUAGCAAUCUAUUAGAGGAGACAAAUCUACUGAGUAUGAUUAACGAUCCAAUGCACAGACCAGUCACCCUGUUCUUACCAAAAGACAGUGUCAUGAAAUCCUUAUCAAAAACUCGAAAGAACUUCUUAUAUAAUAAGGACAACAGAAAAGUUCUGAUCGAAUACCUUAAAUUUCAUAUAAUCAGAGAUGCCAAGAUUUUGGCAGCGGCUCUUCCUAAAGUCGACUCAUUGAAGACGCUACAAGGUUCUGACAUCCGUAUAUCAUGUGCUCGACAAAGAAAUAAAGGUGAAUUGUACCUAAACAGAAGGAAUUGUAAGAUUACACAGAGGUACCUGGAGUUUGAUGCUGGCGUGGCUUACGGCAUUGGCUGUCUGAUGACCCCUCAAAAUAUUGGAGCUCGUUGCGAUGACCUGUCAUUAGUUGACAUUUUGGGAGACUGUGGCAGCUGUCUAAACACUCCAGCCUGUCCUUCUGGAAGCCGACCAAAGGCAGAGAAGAAGGAGUGUACCUACCAGAACUUUUUCCAUGCUGAUGUCGAUGGUUGUCAGUAUGAAUGUACCUUUGUGAUCUGGAAACCUAAAUGCUGCAGUAAUUACUUUGGAAAGAAUUGUAAAGCCUGCCCAGGAGGUCCUGAAACCCCCUGCAACUCCCACGGUGUCUGUGACGAUCAAUACACAGGAACUGGUAACUGCUCCUGCUCAGCUGGCUUCAAUGGUACAGCUUGUGAACUCUGCUUGCCUGGACAUUGGGGAUCAGAAUGUACAGCCUGUGAUUGCACUGAAAAUGGAGUCUGUGAUGAUGGAUUCAAUGGCCAAGGAAUAUGUUUCUGCAAUGAAGGAUGGACUGGAGAUCGCUGUGAAACACAACUAGCCAUGAAACCAGUAUGUUCACCUCCUUGCUCUAAAGAUGCAAUCUGCAAGAUCAACAAUACAUGCGAGUGUAAACUGUACUAUGAGGGUGAUGGAAGGACAUGCGACGUUGUUGAUCAGUGUGCCCAGGAUAAUGGCGGCUGUUCAGAUUUUGCCAAGUGCUCUCAAAAUGGAGUGAAAGUCCAAUGCAGAUGUGAGAAGGAAUACUCUGGAGAUGGCUAUACGUGUAUUCCAAAAGACCCGUGUGCAGACGGGGUCAAUGGAGGCUGUCAUGAGCAUGCCAUCUGCACAGUGAUGGGGGCAAAUAGACGGAAAUGUGCAUGCAAGGACAAUUAUAUCGGAGAUGGAACUAAUUGCACUGUAAAACAGCUCCUUGUGAAUCGAUGUGUGCAAGACAAUGGCAAGUGUCACGCAGAUGCCAACUGUGCUGACCUGCAUUACGAAGACAAAACAGUGGGAGUGUUCCAUCUACAAUCUGAGAAGGGACAGUACGAGCUGAACUAUUUAGCAGCACAGAAAUUGUGCAAAGCAGAGGAAGCAGUGUUGGCCACGUACAAUCAGCUAGCCUACGCUCAGCAGGCAGGUUACCAUUUGUGUUCAGCUGGUUGGCUGGAUGGCCAGAGAGUAUCCUAUCCAACCAGUUAUUCCAAUCCAAACUGUGGCUCAGGGCACGUGGGAAUAGUAGACUAUGGACCCCGAGCCAAUAUUAGUGAAACAUGGGAUGCUUACUGCUAUCGAAUGAAAGAUGUACAAUGCACGUGUAAGAAAGGUUAUGUGGGCAAUGGCUAUUCAUGUAAUGGGAACCUGCUGCAAGUUCUAACAAGCGUUGACAAGUUUUCCACCUUCCUUACAAAACUUCUCAAUUAUUCAAACACCACAGAGAAUGGCAGAAGGUUUGUAGAAGUCCUCACAGAUCUGUCAGUCAAAGGCACACUAUUUGUCCCCGUGAACUCUGGAUUCUAUGAAAAUGUGACAUUAUCUGGACGGGAUAUUGAAUAUCACUUUUCUAAUCUCAGUAGCUACAUAUACCACAAAAUGGAGAAUGGAACCCUCAUCCGGAGUACAAUUGGUCACGCCCUGCUCAUAACGACAGCGAGAACUACCCUCCCUCCGAGCCCUGAGUUCAGUCAGCAGAUUGGAAAGUUGGUGAAUGAUCGGCCAAUUGUUGCCUGGGACAUCGUUGCAUCAAACGGAAUCAUUCAUGCUAUUGAUAAGCCUUUGCAAGCACCCCUUGAACCAGUUAAACCUCAUGCUGUUCACACAGGAGCAGGAGUGGGAAUUUUCUUUGCCUGCACCCUGGUAAUAGCUGCUUUUGCAUUGGCUGUGUAUUGUUACCACAAGCACCGAAGGGGACCCUUCAGCUUCCAGUAUUUCAAGUCUGAAGAAGGAGAAGGUGUGUCCUCAUUUGAUGACUCAGUACCCAACAGGUUCAGCAACCCCAUGUACAACAAGUUCACAAAUUCCACAGACAGCGGCACAGAUCCCUUCUGUGAUGAACAUCACCUGGGAACAAAUAAUGGUGACCAACAAUAGCAAGACUGUCAAAAUUCUGUGUGUACACUGUUACUGAAGAAAUGUUGAACAUUAAACAUUUGGUGGUCAUAA
Rhincodon typus (whale shark) is the source of this 7957-nucleotide messenger RNA. Its product is annotated as stabilin-2-like. The transcript is spliced from 68 exons. NCBI's taxonomy places the organism in Eukaryota, Metazoa, Chordata, Chondrichthyes, Orectolobiformes, Rhincodontidae. Bases 197 to 7885 code for a protein of 2562 amino acids. Gene Ontology annotation, molecular function: calcium ion binding; hyaluronic acid binding. Gene Ontology annotation, biological process: cell adhesion. The record is from RefSeq and is a predicted model, not a curated record.